Molecule: messenger RNA, 2312 nt
Organism: Prunus dulcis (almond)
Lineage: Eukaryota; Viridiplantae; Streptophyta; Magnoliopsida; Rosales; Rosaceae
Product: histone-lysine N-methyltransferase, H3 lysine-9 specific SUVH5-like
Exons: 4
Coding region: 208-1698 (496 amino acids)
Cellular component (GO): nucleus
Molecular function (GO): protein binding; histone methyltransferase activity; zinc ion binding
Source: RefSeq, a predicted model, not a curated record
CUUCUAACUUCCUAAGGCCCAUAUAUAAACCGACGCAAACAGAAGCCGAACAGACGACCGCUCUGAACUUAUGGUCAAAACCGCUCAACUUCCAAUUUCAAAACAUAAACAAAGAGAGCGAGCCAGCGACUGGUGCGAGGAUUGGACCACUAUUUCAGUUUCUACUUUACCAGGCGUUCCUGCAAUACAUUUGAAUCAUAGCUCUUCAUGGACAAAACACUUGAGAAACGAAAAGUCGGCGUUCUUCCCAACAGAAAGAGGUCGAGAGUUGAUGAUAAAGAUGGAGUAAUUCAUCAUGUCAAGGAGGCUUUGGAUGAAUAUCGAGAGACAUUAACUAAGCUCUUGCAAAAACAUGAUAGUGAAUCCUACCAACAAGUUUGUUGGAGGCCUGAUAUUGAAGCAGCAAUGUGUCAGAGAAAGAAAGGAAACUUGGUUAACACGAGGAAACAAUUAGGACCAAUUCCGGGAGUGAAUGUUGGUGACGAGUUUCGCAACAGGGCUGAACUAACUGUUGUUGGCAUCCAUCAUAAGUUUCUUCAUGGUAUUGAGUAUAUGAAGAAGGAUGGGAAAAUUUUGGCCACAAGCAUUGUUAAUUCUGGCCGUUACGCCAACCAUGUAGCAUCUCCUGAUAUCUUGACUUAUUCAGGUGAAGGUGGAAAUCCUAGGGUUGAUCCUAAAAAGCCAAAGGAUCAAAGACUUGAACGUGGAAACCUUGCACUAAAGAACAGCAUGGAAGAAGGAACUCAUGUAAGGGUAAUUCGUGGUAUUAAUCGUUUUGAGGUGGGUACACGUGCUAAGAAAAGUUCUUUCAGAACUUAUGUUUAUGAUGGUCUCUACAUAGUAGAGAGUUUUUGGCAAGAAAGAGAGGAAUUUGGCAAACUUGUGUUUAAAUUUUUGUUGAAAAGGAUAUCAGGGCAACCAAUAAUCACAUGGGGAAAAGCUUUGGACAAGUUGAAAAAACCUAUGGUUUCAAAGGAUAUUGUUUGUAAAAAUGACAUCUCUGAAGGGAAAGAGAAGAUGCCUAUUCGAGUGGUCAAUGCAAUAGAUAGGGCGACUCCUCCAGCUUUCAUUUACAAGCGCAAUGUCAUUUAUCCAGAUUUCUUCAAGGAGACAAGAAAAGGAGGUUGUAAUUGCCUUCACGGAUGCUUAGAAUCCAAGUCAUGUCCUUGUGUAAUGAGGAUUGCAGGAGUUUUGUCAUACAACAACACGAUAACAGGCACGAAAUCCCUUAUUUAUGAGUGUGGUACUACGUGUAAGUGCUCUUCUUCUUGCAAAAAUAGAAUUAGUCAACAUGGAAUUCAGUUUAAACUUGAAGUCUUUAGGACAAAAUCAAAAGGAUGGGGUGUCAGAUCACGAACAUAUAUUCCACGAGGAAGUUUUAUAUGUGAGUAUGUAGGAGAAAUUCUACAAGAUAAACAAGUUAAACAAAGAAAGGGGUUUGUCAUUGAUGCCACACAACAUGGGAAUGUGGGAAGAUUUGUCAGUCAUAGUUGUUCUCCUAAUCUAUUUGCCCGAAGUGUCCUUCAUGAUCAUGACGACGCAAGAAUCCCACACAUGAUGUUAUUUGCUGAGAAGAACAUUCCACCGAACCAAGAGCUAACUUACGAUUAUAAUUCUAUAGUAGGCGAUUCCAAUGGCACUACCAUCAGACAAGCUCUCCUCGACAAACCAUCUGGAGUUGCACCUAAUAUCAUCUAAGGCAACUCGUUUUGGCCAAUGGAGACAUAUCGCUGAUGCUGCCCCUAAGCUUGCCAAAAGGAGUUUGUGCUUUAGUAUGUGGGCCACGUUUCCCCCACCCUCCUUGGUCUCUAUUCUGUCGGAAUACGGUCUGCCGGCCCCUACGUGAUCGAGUGGUCUUUUGUUGCUAAGGCUGGUUUUAGUUUGGUCCCGCUGUUUGACUCUGUACCUGUCUGCAAUGUCCAGUCUCUCCUGCUGUUUGACUCUGUACCUGUCUGCAAUGUCCAGUCUCUACUUUUUGUGUGCUCUUUUUCUGUUAGUUACUUCUGGUGCUGCCUUUCUUUGGGCAUGCUUUGCUUUGUAUUGUUUUCUCCUCUGCCUGCCUUUUCUGGGGCCUUUUAAUGAAGUAUCUUUCGACCCAAAAAAAAAAUCCUCAUAAUAUUGUGUACUAACCAUAAGCUUUGGGAAAACCAUAUAUACUUUAGUUAUAUGGUUUGGGGAAAAUAAAUAUCUAAAAUUUCCCAGAAUUGUAAUGAGAAACCCUCAAUUGAAAGCCUGUUAUUUUGUAAAUUUCCACAACCGGAACCCUUCGAGACAACCAAAAGGGUUUUCGUGUGGAACGGGGUUUCAGCUCU